This is a messenger RNA of Gymnodraco acuticeps, 3586 nucleotides long. Its product is annotated as dyslexia-associated protein KIAA0319 homolog. The record is from RefSeq and is a predicted model, not a curated record. Gene Ontology annotation, cellular component: plasma membrane; cytoplasmic vesicle. NCBI's taxonomy places the organism in Eukaryota, Metazoa, Chordata, Actinopteri, Perciformes, Bathydraconidae. The annotation marks the transcript as partial. The transcript is spliced from 15 exons.
CCAUGUGGGAAAGAGCGUCUUCUGCUGCUGCUUCACUGUGUGGAAGCUGCAGUGGCGUCUGGCUGCUGGCAGGGGGCGACCUUCUCGGAGGCCGUGGUGUCUCCGGCGUCGGAGGGCAGCGGGAUCCUGCGUGUCCCCGGCGUGGCGUCGCUGCCUCAGUGCGUGGCGGCGUGCUGCAAGCUAACGGGCUACGAGCUGGCGUGGCUGUUCGAGGGGCGAUGCUACGUCCUGCGCUGCCCGCGGGCCGAGGCCUGCGCCCCCCGAGAGAGACCGGGCGCAGAGUCACGCCUCGCCUUCCUGCGGAGAGAGACCCCGCAGAGCCUGGUGCUGCAGUCUCUGGUGAGAGGAGAGCCGUAUGGCGGGGACCUGGAGGCCCUGAAGGACCUCGCCCUGUUCCCUGACCUGGAGUAUCCAGAGGAGAGCCAGGAGGAGAGGGGAGCCAGGUUCAACCAAUCAGAGGCCGGGGAUGCUCCAGAGGGGGGGCUGACGGGAAGCAGUGUGGACCAGAUUAAAGCCUCCUCUGAGGGGAACAUCAGCCAGGGAGACGAGCACAGAACCAGGAGACCGACUGACCCUCCUGCUGCAGAGAAAGCUACUGAAACACAAAGCAGCACUGGUUCAACGUCCCUGCCGCUGUUACUGCUGCAGGAACCCACAGCUGUCUCCACUCAGCACGACCAUAUAAGGACUCCCACCACCACCGCCGCGCCUCAUUGGCCGGUCAGCACACAGCCAGACAUGCUGAAGGUGCUGCAGUCAGCCAGACCUCCACCCACCGCCAUCAAAUCCACGAAAAGACCUGUGACCCCUGACCCCAGCACCACAUCGACCCCCAGCACCACAUCGACGCCCGGCACCAUCCCUCCAACAGUGACCACCCCCAGUGCUACAACCACUGCAACCACUGAGUCUGGGUCAGAGGUCGGCGGGUCAAACCGUGGCCCGCUGGCCGUCGUGGGUCCUGACAGGAAGCUGGUCCUCCCUGUGAGCAGCUUGUUGCUCAACGGCAGCGGCAGCACCGACGACCGCGGGAUCGUCAGCUACCACUGGCACAUUGUGAGCGGCCCCCCAGGGUCAAAGGUCGAGGGUGCAGACCAGGCCGUAGCCACGGUGACGGGACUUCGGGCAGGACGCUACAACUUCACCCUGACGGUGUCCGACCAGCAGGGGGUGACGGACAGCGCUUCACUCACCCUCAGAGUCCAGGGAGCCAGGACUUCUCUUCCGGUGGUGCACGCCAGCGGCAGCCACUCUCUGACGCUGCCCAACAACUCUCUGGUUCUGCGGGGCUCAGUGAGCGACGCGGACCCCAGCGAGGUGCACUUCCUGUGGGUCAGAGACAGCCAGAGCCCUGCAGCCGGGGAUGUUCUGUACGGCUCGGAGACGCAGGCCUCCCUGUACCUGGCCAACCUGGUGGAGGGAACCUACCUGUUCCAGCUGAGAGUCAGCGACGCUCAGGGCCGCUCCGGCAGCGCCACCGCCACCGUGGAGGUCCGCCCAGAGCCGGGCGGAGGGGAGGAGGUGGAGCUGGAGAUGCAGGUAGCGGUUUCUCAGGUGAGCGUGGCUCAGAGGGACAAGCUGGUCCGACAGCUUGCCGCGCUGAUCCACGUCCUGGACAGCGACAUCCAGGUCCGAGCACUGCUGGGACACUCGCACCUCAGCACGGUGUUGCGGCUCUCGGUUCGGGGCCCCCAGGGGCCGGUGUCUGGCUCCAGGCUGGUGUUUCUGCUGAGGAACCAGCUGCUGCGGGAGAAGAGCGACUACCUGCUGUUCAGAGCUCUGAGAGUCGACACCGUCUUGUGCCUGCUCCGCUGCUCGGGCCACGGUCAGUGUGAUCCCAUCUCUAAGGACUGUGCCUGCGACCCGUUCUGGACCCAGAACCUGGUUCGUCGAUACCUGGGCGACGGAGAGAGCAACUGUGAGUGGAGGGUGCUGUACGUCAUCCUGACCAGCUUCCUGCUCAUGGUCUUCAUCGUCUCCGUCAGCUGGACUUUCAUCUGCUGUUGCAGGAGGAGGAGACAGAAGGGGCCGAGGAGGAAAACCAAAUACACCAUCCUGGACAACAUGGACGAGCAGGAGAGGCUGGAGCUCAGACCCAAAUUCAGUAUCAAACACCGCAGCACGGAGCACAACUCCAGCCUGAUGAUGUCCGAGUCGGAGCUGGACAGCGACCAGGACACCAUCUUCAGCCGAGAGCGACCCGUCCGCAGCAGGAACCGGACCAGCGCCAGCGCCGCGCGCAACGGAAACGCCUUCGGGUGACGGACAGCUGACCUCCUGGUGACGAAACGGGACUCGUCUGUGAUGUUUGCACUCUUGGCAGGCAGAGACCACGGAUGUUUAAUAAGAACUGGAUACAGCCUGUUCUUUCCUGUGAGAGCUGCUCAUUGGCUCAUGAGGACAAAAUGGCCUUACAUUCUCAUGCCUUGCUGUGAGAGCAGAAGUACCUGUAUGUAGCUCAUAGAGCGCAGUUGAGUUUCCGCUUAAGCCCCGUCUCCUGACACUAAGCCCCGCCCCCUGUAAUUAAGCCCCCUCAGCUCAGUAGAAUGAAUGGAGAGAUAAAAUAAAUCUGGAUUCGGCUUUUAGUGCAUUUUUUUUUACUUUAAGUUGUAGUACCGCCGUUUGGACACAACGAAUAUUUUCCUCAGAGUCCGGAGCACUUCCUGGGGGCUUGGGCCAGAGAUUUAACUUCUUACAGUUCAAAGGACUUCAUUUCCCAGAAACCCUUUUUCUGUAAGGUCAGUUGAAUGAACCAGUGUCCCAUUUCAGGACUUAAUGCCUGGAGGAAAAACCUGCGACUCCUUACGAAGAAUAACACGGGUUUGGAACUUCCACAUUUUGUCCAAAAUAAAUGUGGAAGAUGCUUUACAAGAAGACAACCUCAAGGGCCUGUGUCUUGAAAAGAAGACUUCUAAAUAAGACAUUUAAAGAAGAAUCAGACAUUUUGGGAAAUCGUCCCAAGGGUCAGAAGGGGAGGUUGUACAGAGAGAGUACCAGAUGUGUUAGCAUAGCUUAGCACAACUUCUGCAAGCUAAGGGGUAACUGUUAUUCGAGCUUCAACAAAAGAGAAAACCUUUGAGCUACAACUAACAAUUAUUUGUAUUGGCAAUUUCUCUAUCAGUUAUUCAUUUUGUAUUAGAUGUCAUGAAACGGAGGGUUUCCUAAAGCCCAUAAUGACAUCCUCAAAUGUUUUAUUUUGUCCACAAAUCCCAAAAAUAUCUGUCAUAGGGGAAAAUAUAUUUACAUUUUAGAAGUUAGAUUGAUUCAUCGAUUAACUAAAAAGUUGGCGAUUUAUUUAAUAAUAAUGAACAACAAGCCUAUCGAAUAAUCUUUUCAGCUCCACACUCAACAUCUCCAAGUCUUGCACGUUGUGUCUUGUUAGCCACCACCACCAUAGUCACCAAUCUAUCCAAAUGUCCUCCAACUGUUAGCCAGCUGGACCAAGAUGCUAACUGGUCUGGAAGCUAAUUCAAUGAAUGGCUUUAUCUCAAAGUAAAACAAAUGUAGGAUUCGUCACAGCUAUCCAGUGAUUACUGCUUUGGCAAGCCGCUUGUUCAUGACAAAAAUAAACUUGACUUCAUUUCAA